Gastrolobium bilobum is the source of this 1170-nucleotide messenger RNA. RefSeq names its product type III polyketide synthase A. Gene Ontology annotation, biological process: polyketide biosynthetic process. Gene Ontology annotation, molecular function: acyltransferase activity, transferring groups other than amino-acyl groups. The record is from RefSeq and is a predicted model, not a curated record. The transcript is spliced from 2 exons. The coding region runs from base 1 to 1170 and encodes 389 amino acids. Lineage: Eukaryota; Viridiplantae; Streptophyta; Magnoliopsida; Fabales; Fabaceae.
AUGCCACAAGGUGAUUCUAGUGAUAGUUCCAUGCAGCAUGCUGCACAUACUAAGCGUGCUCCUACUCCAGGGAAGGCAACAAUACUUGCAAUAGGCAAGGCCUUCCCUAGCCAAAUUAUCCCUCAAGAUUGCUUGGUAGAGGGCUACAUCCGUGACACAAAAUGCGAAGAUGAAUAUAUUAAGGAGAAAUUGGAGCGUCUUUGUAAAAACACAACUGUGAAGACAAGAUACACAGUAAUGUCAAAGGAGAUCCUUGACAAAUACCCUGAGUUGGCCACAGAGGGCUCACCAACCAUAAAGCAAAAGCUUGAAAUAGCAAAUCCUGCAGUAGUAGAGAUGGCUACCAAAGCUAGCCUUGCCUGUAUCAAGGAAUGGGGAAGGCCUGCUCAAGACAUUACUCAUAUUGUCUAUGUUUCUUCAAGUGAAAUACGCUUACCAGGUGGCGACCUUUAUCUGGCAAAUGAACUUGGCCUUAGAAGUGAUGUUGGUCGUGUAAUGCUCUAUUUUCUAGGUUGCUAUGGUGGUGUCACUGGCCUUAGAGUUGCCAAGGACAUAGCAGAAAACAACCCUGGUAGCCGGGUUUUGCUGACAACCUCUGAGACUACCAUACUUGGUUUUAGACCCCCCAAUAAGGCUAGGCCAUACGAUCUUGUGGGGGCUGCACUUUUUGGUGAUGGAGCUGCUGCUGUGAUAAUUGGAGCCAACCCUGUAUCGGGUCAAGAGUCUCCCUUCAUGGAGUUGAACUAUGCUGUCCAAAAAUUCUUGCCUGGGACACAUAAUGUGAUUGAUGGGAGACUCUCUGAAGAGGGUAUAAAUUUCAAACUUGGAAGAGACCUUCCUCAGAAAAUUGAAGACAACAUAGAGGAAUUCUGCAGAAAGCUAAUAGCUAACAGCAAUAUAAAGGAGUUCAAUGAUUUGUUCUGGGCUGUUCAUCCUGGUGGACCUGCAAUUCUCAACAAGCUAGAGAGUACACUCAAAUUGAGCAGUGAGAAGCUAGAGUGUAGUAGGAAGGCACUAAUGGACUAUGGUAAUGUUAGCAGCAACACUAUAUUUUAUGUCAUGGAAUACAUGAGGGACUAUCUGAAAAAAGAUGGAGCAGAAGAAUGGGGUUUGGGAUUGGCAUUUGGACCAGGCAUUACUUUUGAAGGCAUUCUCAUGCGCAGCCUGUAA